AUGAAUGGCAUUACCCAAGCCAUCGCUUUCCUUGAAUCGCUGAAUCUCGCCCACGGUGACCUCCGACCGGAAAAUAUUCUCCUUGACGGUAACCUCAGAAUCAAAGUUACAGAUUUUGACUAUACAGCGCCAUUUGGAACACCGUUUUUGGUUUGCCAAGCGCCGUGGGGAAGGGAGUUGAAGGGAAAUGAACCGGGAUAUGAUGUGAAAGAGGUGUAUGGCGCCGGACUACUGGGACCACGAACCGAGCAAUUCGCACUUGGCUCUAUAUACUACUUCAUCAACUACGGCAUGGAAGUAUACGGGGAUAAGAUUCUCACGAGCGAGCGGCGUGACCGUGGUAUAAAGCUCAAUGAGUUACUGCGGGACAUGCAGUUUCCAGUCAUAGGUUGUGAUCCAAUUGGCGACUUGAUUUCCAAGUGCUGGCACAACUAG
Penicillium bovifimosum is the source of this 435-nucleotide messenger RNA. RefSeq lists its product as uncharacterized. NCBI's taxonomy places the organism in Eukaryota, Fungi, Ascomycota, Eurotiomycetes, Eurotiales, Aspergillaceae. Gene Ontology annotation, biological process: protein phosphorylation. Gene Ontology annotation, molecular function: ATP binding; protein kinase activity. The transcript has a single exon. Bases 1 to 435 code for a protein of 144 amino acids. The record is from RefSeq and is a predicted model, not a curated record.